AUGCCUAAAAACAAGGGAAAAGGAGGAAAAAACCGCCGUCGAGGGAAAAAUGAAAAUGAAUCCGAAAAACGAGAGCUCAUUUUUAAAGAAGACGAACAAGAAUAUGCCCAAGUUACAAAAAUGCUUGGUAAUGGCAGAUUAGAAGCUAUGUGUUUUGAUGGUGUUAAAAGACUUUGUCAUAUUAGAGGGAAAUUGAGAAAAAAGGUAUGGAUCAACCAAGGGGAUAUCAUACUUAUUGGUCUUCGUGACUAUCAAGACUCAAAAGCAGAUGUUAUUUUAAAAUAUACACCAGAUGAAGCUAGGAAUUUGAAAACUUAUGGCGAAUUUCCUGAAUCAGUGCGGAUUAAUGAUACAGUCACAUUUGUUGAGGAUGGCUUGGAUGAAGAUAUUGAGUUCGGAGAUGACUACAGUUCAGAAGAAGAGGGGGAUGCUGUUGAUGCUAUUUGAUUGAUCAAUGUCGAAUAAAAGCAUAAACAAUAAAUUGUUUAAAAUAUUA
Messenger RNA from Culicoides brevitarsis, 496 nucleotides. It is a transcript of the gene eIF1A, whose product is annotated as eukaryotic translation initiation factor 1A, X-chromosomal. NCBI's taxonomy places the organism in Eukaryota, Metazoa, Arthropoda, Insecta, Diptera, Ceratopogonidae. The record is from RefSeq and is a predicted model, not a curated record. Gene Ontology annotation, molecular function: RNA binding; translation initiation factor activity. Bases 1 to 447 code for a protein of 148 amino acids. Gene Ontology annotation, biological process: translational initiation. The transcript has 2 exons. Gene Ontology annotation, cellular component: cytoplasm.